UCAUCGCUGUUCGUCAUUGUUAUUUCAUUAAAGAAUAUAAUUCUAGCUGGCACAGUGACAGGCACUGCAGUAGUGACUGCACUGGGGUGACUCUUCCGUUGACGGGUGUGGACAAGAAUGCCAAUCGCCGCUUAGGCCUCCGUUAGCCUCGCGCUUUGCUCAAGCGGUGCCGGAGAAGUCCCGAAUGCCUGGCAAGCUUCGCCCUGACCACAGCGACCAGACCUUCAAGCGAGAUAUGCCAAGGGUUGUAGACCCUGUCUCAGAUCCGCCUUUUGUUCUGCCGUCUCACCCCGAUGCUCUUUAGGCCCACAGAACGAAAUGAAAAGUCCCCGAGAACUCGAAAAGAACAAACCGAGGGCGGGGGUCCCGGCCCUGCUCAUGUCCAUGCCCAGCUUGAUCCUCCAACCCCUCGCCAAGGAUAACCAACGAAUCAACUUUGAGGGCUAUCGGGCGCCCUCGAGAAUUCAGCUAUUUCGAAAGGAGGUGGGCAAUUCAUGGGCUUUCGGGUAUAGCCAUCUCUAUGACACAAGAUUUUCAGACUCGUCUAUUUCACCAGCAGGAUGAUGCAGGAAGCAAAACGACUUCAUUAAGUCAUUCUGAGCGGGAUUUCUGUUAAAACGACUUUCCCUCUUAUCUUGAGAGUUAGGAAAUGACUACCUCCGAUCGAUGUCUGCACCGGUCGCGGCCAAAACUUGGCGUCAGGGAAAUUUCAUCCGAAGCUUUCAACGCUUUCCCUGUCUCGUAUGGCUCUCUUAGGCCGAAGUCUGUUUUGAUUGGUGUAUUGAACCUCUCCUGAUAAAUAUUCUGAGAUUGGCUGUGGUCAGGCUCAUGUUGAAAUACUUCGCCAUAAACUCCUUGUGUUCUCCUCUAUGGUCCUUUUCAGAGGGCAUGACUUUUCUCUUUGCCGUUUAUAAAAUGGGCGUUGACCAUCUCCGAUUUCGGCCUUGCGUUUUCCCCUCAGAGGCUCAGGAAUUUGGCGGUGGUUUUUCUCCUCCCAGUGAAACAACCCUUUUUUAUGCAUGGAGAUAAUUGAGGCAGGGAUACCCGAAUUUUUACGAUCCUGGUUUGGCCACUUGAGGUCUCCUCCAGAGCUGAGCAUUUGCAGCUAAACGGACACAAAUCUCAACCCCUGUCCGAAGCGCAGUUCACACGUCGCAUAUACUGGCGAUAAUUACGUCUCACCCCUCCAGACACGACUUACAGGGGAUCAAAUGUUCAUAGACCUUUGAAGAGGACAACGACAAUCCCCAUCUUUCUAACACCAACCACUUUUGGCCACAACGAGGUAUCUUUUGGCUAGUGUGUUGAGUAGCAAAGUGACCCCAUGCUACUGCUCAAAGUGGUGCUUUUUGGACAGGUCCUGUAUCUCACGAGUCCAGGCCACCUCAUACAGAGCGGGAGAGCUCCUGUGACGUAUUUAGAUCAGAGAUCUCCAUGGAGGUGGACUUCCUGAACUGCCAGUCCUCGAGGCACCGGAUAUUUCCAAAUUUCCCUCCCACCCACCCCUAGGGCAACAGCUUUUGCAUUGUUGGUUUGCGUUGCCGCAAAAGGACGUCGUGCUCUUAGCUGGGUUAGCUGGCAACAGUGCCCUUGCAAAGCUUGCUCCACCAGGUUCUUUUUUUUAUUUCCACCUGUCAUUUGCUAGGUUGGCACCAGUUACUUAACCGCCUCCCCCACCUCUUGAG
Molecule: messenger RNA, 1685 nt
Organism: Blastomyces gilchristii SLH14081
Lineage: Eukaryota; Fungi; Ascomycota; Eurotiomycetes; Onygenales; Ajellomycetaceae
Exons: 1
Coding region: 319-564 (81 amino acids)
Source: RefSeq, a predicted model, not a curated record